AUGUCUGACUCUGACGAAGGCUUUGUGACUACUAGGGUCCUUGCCGUCGAGUACGACGAGGACAUCCUCGGGCCGAUAAAGAUAAAGAACGCAACUAUGGAACAGAAGCGGGAGAAGAGGCUGAGGCCCAAAGAAUUCAAAGAGAAAAUGGCCAGCGUGACUCUAUGGUUCAGCCUCCGGUUAAUCAGUCUCUUCCUCGUCGCGUAUCUAAAAGAUAUCACAACUCCAGAGGUCGGUGUAGAGAAGCUGUGGGAAAAGUAUGCAGACAUGUGCAUAAGACAGAAGACGUCCAUCGCUUCUGAUAGUGCAGAGGCGCUUCGGAACACAGAGUAUUCUUUCUUUCGCCGAUUCAAGAGCGAGUCGACAUAUCCAAACGGGAUGGCCUUGGAGGCCAUGCGCGACGAGAUCAUGAAGCUGAUAACCGACCAUCCCAACCGAGUGACUUUCCUCCGACCCUGUGGAUUCCUGCUCUUCUCGUCAUUCAUCAAUGUAGAGAAUCUGAAGGAUAUUCGAGAUACACCUCCGUUCCCUCCAAUAGCGAGCACGCACGUCCUAAUGAAUAUCAUCGGGUCCAUUAGCGACAGGGACAUCGGUAAGUGUAUCAACUCUUCAAGCUCGUGCUUCAGAGAUUCUAAGAUAGGACGGUGGGUCAAUUUUGUGGCAAAGUAUCCUUCAGAGCUGUCGGGAAGCGCGCAACUCAGUGAGCAGGCUGCUCAGAUCGUCAAUCGCUGGAAGAAGAUCGUCUACGAGGUCCGUCAUGACACGUUUGCUAUUGAUCGUAGUACCGAUGAUGAAGACUACGGGGAUGACGAUGACGACGAGCACGACGUCAAGGACAAGAGGCGAGGUCAGGAUAAGGUGAAGCAGGAGCGGCAGAGUGCUUACAUAGCAGCAGCCCUAGCCCACAGGGAAGACACGGAUGACGAUGACGGGCCUACAGAGUUCGCAAAGCGUGUGCGGCUUUAG
Molecule: messenger RNA, 966 nt
Organism: Giardia duodenalis
Lineage: Eukaryota; Fornicata; Diplomonadida; Hexamitidae
Exons: 1
Coding region: 1-966 (321 amino acids)
Source: RefSeq, a predicted model, not a curated record